AUGUCUCCAGGUGCUUGGGCUCUGAGGCAUGCAGACACUCAGCAACUUGGAGAUGAGGGGGCUGAUGUGGCUUCGCCUACGAAAGCUUGGGCCUCGACCCUUUCGGACCCUGUCUCGCCUCGGCUUGUGACUUCGCCUACGAAAGCUUUGGCCUGCACCCUUCCGAACCCCGUCUCGCCUCGGCUUGUGGCUUCGCCUAUGAAAGCUUUGUCCUUGACCCUGCCAGAGUCUGCACCUACGAGUGUUCCCGAGGAUGAUGUUCCCCCGGCUCAGUUGUCUGUGCAAUCGCCUCAGACUCCCACGCAUCGAUCGCCUUCCCAAUCGGAGCUUGAGACUGCUGGGACUGUGCCGAGUAGCCAGGACUGGUGCUUGCUCGAUGAAGAACAUCCGGAUGGUCGUGCCGUGGCGCCUGUUCCGGGUGAUCGUGCCGUGGUGCCUGUUCGUACGUCCAAGCCGGGCAAGGGGAAGGGUGGACAGUGUGCUGAGGGUAAAGGCAAGGGUUCCGGUGAUGAUGUUGCUGAGCCUCCUGCUGGUCGGCCCUUGAACAUGACGUGGGCACAAGGCCCUGAUGAAGGCCCCAUGCUGGCUGUGGAGAUGAGCUUUGAUGAAGAAGAGUAUGAAAUGACGUUUGAGGCUCCGGAGCCUCCCCAGGAGUUGCCAAGCAUCACUGAGGGUGCGAUUUCCAAACGUAUGUGGCGAAUGUUCCGCCCCAGACAAGACGGCAGCUACCUGGUGCCCGAGUCCAUGGUGAAAGAGUAUCAGAACAAGGUCACAAGGCCGACCGUCGUUCGUGCUUUUGAACGCUGUGGCUAUCAUGUGGAAAAGUUUCUGAAGAAGGUCAACAAGACCCUCGAGGACGUGGAGGUGGUUGAAAUCGAGGAGGACUGGGAGUUCAUGACCGAGGAUGAGAUGAGGGAAGCUAAUUGGCCGGA
Messenger RNA from Symbiodinium sp. CCMP2592, 932 nucleotides. The record is from the annotation of a GenBank genome assembly. Lineage: Eukaryota; Dinophyceae; Suessiales; Symbiodiniaceae.